AGGAAAUUGAUUGGAAGGCCAAUCAAUAGAAGAAGUGGACCUCACCCAUGAAAUUAUUUUGAGAAAUGCCAAAAAGGCAUUCUCAAUCACUCCAACCCACACAAGCUCGGCCAUACCACUUUCCAAGGGGAGAGAAACUCUGCAAAACUCCAUUUUCAUCCACCAUAUUCGAACCAAAGCUUAAGGAGAAGAAGGAGGGGAAAGAGAAGAGAAAGAAGAAGGAAAACUUGAGGAUUAACAAGGUACUCCAAGGACUUUCACGGAAUUGAAAGGGUCGCCGGAGUGUCGCCGGACUUUGUUGAAGUUCGCCGGAGUUUCACCGGAGCUCAAUAAGAAGGGCUAGGACUUCAUAAGCUUCUUUGAGGUUAAGGCUAGAGUCCUACUACCUGCACCUUUGCCUAGGGUGACUGAUCAAGGAGGAAGACGUGAAAUGGAGGGUAGAGGCAUGGCUACGAGGAACAACCCGAGAGGGCAAACUCCGGUGACGUCCGAAGGGGCUAGCCAGGUUGCAUCUCGGGGCGCGAGAGGCGGUAGGGGAGGCCGUGGAGGCCGUGGAGGCCGUGGAGGCCGUGGAGGCCGUGGAGGCCGGGGAGGCCGUCGGGCUCAAACCGUGAGCGAUGGCCAUGUUAGCUCGGUGCACGGAACUCACACCGAGGAUUAUGACUCUACAUAUGUUCCCGAGACGGAACAUGAGGAGACCCCAUAUGAUGGGGGUGAUACGUACACCGAUGAUGACAACGAUGAGAGUGAUGCCAAGUUCGCCCAGAUGGGUGAAUUGUUUGAGUGGUAUCAAAAAGAGAAACUAAGAAGAGAUCUUAGGCGCCAAGCUAGGCGUGCUUCUCAGAGAGGUUCGGGUCAGGGAAGCCAGGGAGCUUCAGUGGCCAUUCCUGUGGCGACACAGGGGGUACAAGGAGGAGGUUCCUGUGUAAGAAUCUCCAAAUACCUCAAGGAGGCGAGGGCCUUGUGGUGUAAGUCAUUCGAUGGCAAGGGCGACAUAUCUGUGGCUGCCGACUGGAUCAAGAAACUAAAUGAGGCUGCUAGGGAUAUGCAGAUCGGGCUUGAUAUAAAGUUGACAGUUGCUACCAGGUUACUGGAGGGAGUAGCCGCGGUAUGGUGGGAAGGCGUGGAAGGAAAGUUCCACGGUGAGACCACCUGGGAGAAAUUUGAAGUGGAAUUCUAUAAUCAGUACUACUCAGAGUUCGAGAAGAACCAAAAGAGGAAGGAGUACAUGACCUUGGUACAAGAGGAGGGUUGCUCGGUGAGGCAAUUGGAGCAGAGAUUCCGGGACUUGGCACGAUACAUACCUGAGUACGCCAUGGAUGAGAACCGCAUGGCUAAUCACUUCUGGGAUACCCUACAGUUGGAUAUCCGUGAUAGGACCACCUACAAUCAUCACAUGACUUUUAGUGAGAUUGUGGAUCAAGGGCUACUUGGGGAAGCCAAGUGGAAUGAAAGGAAGAAGAGAGAAGCCGAAGAGGCAAAGAAGAGAAGAUGGGGAAAUUCUGGACCCCAAGACCAUUCUCGGAAACAUCACGCCGGGAAUAGAAGAUCAUUCAGGGCGCCGGAACCACCGGCAAAGAAGAGUAAGGGCCCAGGAGGGCAAGGGCAUAGCUCGGGGAGCGUGAGGCCACCAAGGUGUCCAAACUGUAACAGGAAUCACUCCGGGAAGUGCAAUGAACCACCCCGGUGCUACAAGUGUGGUAGCACAAGCCACCUCAAACUCUCUUGCCCAAUGUUGAGUGGAGGUGGGCCAUCGGGAGCUGUUGAGGCACCCACGUCUGGUAGGGGUCGUGCGGGACCAUAUCAGGGCGGCACGGGAAGGGGCGGACCCACGGCUAGUAACGCCGCGUCCGUUAACCAAGGGAGGACUCGGGCACGGGUGUACGCAAUGACCGAGGCUGACGCUCGGGCCAACCCGGACUCCAUUGCAGGUAAUCUUUUGACCUCACAUGCGUUUUAUUCAUUCGUUUGAAGUAAAACAUUCGAAAAAUGUGUUAUACCCGACCGGGUAUCCCUAUAGACCCGACCGGGUAUGGGGAAUUCUUCAGGUUCGAGGUUUGUACUCGUUCGAGCAAGUUUAGCAGAACCCUUCGAUUUUGGUAAAUCCAGCCAUACUCGAUCGGGUAUGGUAUGAUACUCGAUCGAGUAUUAGUAAAAAAAUUUGUUUUUUAAGGCGUGUGCUCGAUCGAACGUCGUGGGCAGAAAGCAUUGUGAUUAACAGUUUGAGCAAUACCCGACCGGGUAUGGACAUAUACCCGACUGGGUAUAGUGUAGUUGUUCGAGUACGAGGUGGGUACUCGAUCGAGCAAAACUGACAGGAAAUUUCUUCCUUGGGGAAUCGGGCAAUACCCGACCGGGUAUAGGCUAGUACCCGACCGGGUAUAGAGCAACUCCAAGCCUAAUUUUUCUUUCAGCUCAUUUUCACUCCGGACGAUGGGUGGUGUUUCUUACAUGGCUUGUAUAUGUAGGAACACUAAAGAUCAAUGGUAGACAGGCGAGAAUUCUCAUCGACACCGGAGCGCAACGUUCAUUCAUGAGCGAAGCGUUCGCCAAGGGACUGGGCAUGCCGUUAGUAGCAAUGGCGCAACCCUUGCUGGUCUCUACACCAUUGGGAGAUGACGUGGAAAGGAAACACUACUAUCCCUCAUGUAAUGUGGAGAUAGGGGAGCAUCGUCUAAUGGGAGACUUUGUACCGUUAGACAUGCUUGAGUUUGAUGCUAUAUUGGGCAUGGAUUGGCUUGAAAAACACCACGCGAAGGUAGAUUGCUACACCAAGGUGUUAGAACUAAAAGAUGGCGAAGGGAACACCCUAUGCUUCGAGGGAGAUAGGGGAAAUUCAACCCUUGCAUCGUAUCGGCUAUGAGGGCAAGGCGUAUGAUGAGGAAGGGAUGUCAUGCUUACUUAGCCUAUGUCGUAGGCAAGGAAGGCAAAGGGAAGAGUCUCACGGAAGUAAGAGUAGUGAGUGAGUAUCCAGAAGUUUUCCCGGAAGAACUCCCGGGACUCCCACCAGAUCGAGAGAUCGAGUUUGAGAUCGAGGUUGAACCAGGCACCAAACCCAUCUCAAUUCCUCCGUAUCGAAUGGCACCGACUGAACUUCAAGAGUUGAAAGUUCAAUUGGAAGAGCUACUAGAUAACGGAUUCAUUAGACCGAGUCAUUCACCAUGGGGAGCACCAGUACUCUUUGUUAAGAAGAAGGAUGGCACAAUGAGAAUGUGUAUCGACUACCGUCAAUUGAACAAGGUCACGAUAAAGAACAAAUAUCCUUUGCCAAGGAUUGACGACUUGUUUGAUCAAUUACGGGGGGCAACCGUGUUCUCCAAGAUCGACUUGAGGUCGGGCUACCAUCAACUAAGGAUCAAGGAGAGUGACAUACCCAAAAGUGCAUUCCGUACAAGGUAUGGUCACUAUGAGUUCCUAGUGAUGUCGUUUGGGCUUACAAAUGCCCCCGCGACAUUCAUGGACCUCAUGAACCGAGUAUUUCAUCAAUACUUGGACCAAUUCGUCAUAGUGUUCAUAGAUGACAUCUUGAUAUACUCCAAGAACGAAGAACACGAGAAACAUCUAAGGCUCGUACUUGGAACACUGCGGGAGAAGCAACUCUUUGCCAAAUUCUCUAAGUGUGAAUUUUGGCUUGGGGAGAUCGGUUUUCUCGGGCAUGUGGUAUCAGGUUCGGGCAUUUCUGUUGAUAACUCAAAGAUUGAAGCAGUCACUAAUUGGGAAAGGCCCAAGAAUGUUAAGGAAAUAAGGAGUUUCCUUGGUUUAGCGGGGUAUUACCGCAAAUUCGUGGAGAAGUUCUCCGUAAUAGCAUCUCCACUCACGAAGCUCACUAAAAAGGGGGCUAAGUUUGUGUGGGAUGACAAGUGUGAGAAGGGGUUUCUUGAGCUAAAGAAACGGUUGACUGAAGCACCAGUACUUGCUCUACCCGUGCAAGGGUUGGGGUAUGAUAUUUAUAGCGAUGCUAGCAUCCAGGGACUUGGGUGCGUACUGAUGCAACCGGGGAAGGUAAUUGCUUAUGCUUCUCGGCAACUGAGGAAGCAUGAAGUGAAUUACCCCACACAUGACCUUGAGCUAGGAGCUGUGGUAUUUGCGUUGAAGAUUUGGAGGCACUACCUCUACGGUGAGGUGUGUCACAUUUAUACUGAUCACAAAAGUUUGAAGUACGUGUUCACUCAGAAAGAGUUGAACAUGAGGCAGAGGAGAUGGAUGGAGUUAAUCAAGGAUUACAACUUGAUUAUAGACUAUCAUCCAGGGAAGGCUAACGUGGUAGCCGAUGCUCUUAGUAGAAAGAGUUCAUCGGGGGGUUUACUCUCAUGCUUGCAAGCAUUGAGGGCACGUGUGGAGGUAUCCACGAAUGGGGCUCUAUUGGCCAGAUUUGAGGUGAGACCCACCUUGUUAGACGAAAUCAGGACGCGUCAAGGCAAUGAGGAGGAAAUUCAGAAAAUCCGGGAACGGAUGCUGGUGGGACCCGUCGAGGGUUUCCAUGAGAGAGAAGAUGGACUCCUACUAUUCAAGGAGCGAGUGUGUGUGCCGUCAGAUGAGGAGCUCCGGAAAUCUAUUCUUGAGGAGGCUCACUCAUCUGCGUAUGCCAUGCACCCAGGUGGAACAAAGAUGUACCGGGACUUGAAAGAAAGUUACUGGUGGUCGGGGAUGAAGAGAGAGAUUGCAGAAUAUGUGAGCCGUUGCCUUACCUGUCAGCAGGUUAAGGCAGAGCACCAGCACCCGGCAGGGUUAUUACAGCCACUUACCAUCCCAGAAUGGAAGUGGGAGCAUGUUACUAUGGACUUCGUGGUAGGUUUGCCACGGACGGUUAGGAACUUUGAUGCGGUAUGGGUGGUGGUUGAUAGGUUGACCAAGAGUGCCCAUUUUCUACCUAUCAACACUACUUAUACGCUUGAGCGACUGGCCAAAUUGUAUACAGAUGAGAUCGUGAGACUACAUGGGGUUCCGGUUACUAUAGUGUCGGAUAGAGACCCACGGUUCACAUCACGGUUUUGGCCUAAGUUCCAAGAAUCCAUGGGUACGAAGUUGAGGUUUAGCACGGCUUUCCAUCCUCAAACGGAUGGGCAAUCAGAACGGGUAAUUCAGAUUUUGGAGGACAUGUUGAGGGCAUGUGCCUUAGAGUUCCAAGGAAGCUGGGACAACCAGUUGGCUUUGGUAGAAUUCGCCUAUAACAACAGUUAUCAGGCAAGUAUAGGCAUGCCUCCAUACGAGGCAUUGUAUGGGAGGAAAUGUCGAACACCCUUGUGUUGGGAUGAGGUUGGCGAGGCCAAGCUUGAAGGCAUUGAGCUAGUAGAAAUCACCAAGGAGAAGGUGAGGGUCAUUCAGGAUAGACUCAAGACUGCCCAAGAUCGGCAGAAGAGCUAUGCAGAUAAACGACGAAGGACGUUGGAGUUCGAGGUCGGUGAUGAGGUAUUUCUGAGGGUGUCGCCUUGGAAAGGGAUCAUCAGGUUCCUUAGUCGGGGUAAGCUUAACCCACGCUACAUAGGCCCAUUCAAGAUCAUUGAAAGAAUUGGGGUUGUAGCGUACCGACUUCAGUUAACUCCAGAAUUGGAAAAGAUUCAUAAUGUAUUUCAUGUUUCUAUGCUCAAGAAGUAUGUACGGGACCCGUCACAUAUUCUUGAGAAACCACCGGUAGAAAUCCGGGAAGACCUUCACUAUGCAGUGCAGCCGGUAAAGAUCAUGGACCGACAGGUAAAGAAGAUAAGGAGUAAAGAGGUACCAAUGGUGAAGGUACUUUGGAAGAGUGAUCGUGUCGAGGAGCAGACUUGGGAAGUGGAGACCCUGAUGAGGGAGCAGUAUCCAUUUCUGUUCGACUAGACACGUGGAUUUCGGGGACGAAAUCCCAAAUAAGGGGGGUAGAACUUGUAACACCGCCCCCAAGUAUUUGUACUUUAUCAAAUUAUGUAUUGAACCCAAGAAAUGAGUAAACGCAUUUUUUCGUGAAUAGUAAAACUCACGUGGGGCCCACACCGGAAGUGGGGGCCGCCCGAUCUUAUCGGGACCACAUAUUAUAUUCAUUUGGGUCAAGAUAAUAUGUGUAUAAUGGUGGACAUCCUUGUUGGGCCAUAGAAGUUAUGUGAGUAACCUUUUGGGGCAAAUAAAGCCCAAUUAUCGGUACCGUCGUACUGACAGAUAAAAGCCAUAAUAAAUUAUGGAGACCAUCAAAUUAAAAGCUGGAGGAUAUACAUCCAUUCUUGUAGCCGAUAAUAAUUGGAAGAACGAUAGAUAUUUCAUUUUUACCCGAUAAAAUGAAAUACAAUUAAAACAGUCCGGAAAAUACAACUUUCGGGACCGAAUAUACACUCGGGGACACAAAGGGAUGACCACCCAUCUAAGUGGGGGCCAUCCCCACGUUUUUAGUCUACAAAUGAAAAGGGGGAGCCGCACAAUGCCAUGGGGAAACAAAGAGGAAAUUGAUUGGAAGGCCAAUCAAUAGAAGAAGUGGACCUCACCCAUGAAAUUAUUUUGAGAAAUGCCAAAAAGGCAUUCUCAAUCACUCCAACCCACACAAGCUCGGCCAUACCACUUUCCAAGGGGAGAGAAACUCUGCAAAACUCCAUUUUCAUCCACCAUAUUCGAACCAAAGCUUAAGGAGAAGAAGGAGGGGAAAGAGAAGAGAAAGAAGAAGGAAAACUUGAGGAUUAACAAGGUACUCCAAGGACUUUCACGGAAUUGAAAGGGUCGCCGGAGUGUCGCCGGACUUUGUUGAAGUUCGCCGGAGUUUCACCGGAGCUCAAUAAGAAGGGCUAGGACUUCAUAAGCUUCUUUGAGGUUAAUGCUAGAGUCCUACUACCUGCACCUUUGCCUAGGGUGACUGAUCAAGGAGGAAGACGUGGUUCGUGCUUCCAUUCAUCUUCAAAACUGAUAAACUGCUCAUGGAUAUUUUUAACAAUGUUUUCUAUUAAAACAUUUGGGGGCCUGCGUGCCCGUAUUUGCCACGUGUGGCUCAGUAUCAAACAUAUCUUAUUUUUCCGCAUUUGUUUGACUAAUAUAUAUUGAUGUUGAUUGUAUGGGUUUACUAAUCGGCUUGGCAAUAGAACUCAACGGACGCCUUGUAUGAUUU
Molecule: messenger RNA, 7063 nt
Organism: Cuscuta epithymum
Lineage: Eukaryota; Viridiplantae; Streptophyta; Magnoliopsida; Solanales; Convolvulaceae
Source: the annotation of a GenBank genome assembly